Molecule: messenger RNA, 2579 nt
Organism: Humulus lupulus (European hop)
Lineage: Eukaryota; Viridiplantae; Streptophyta; Magnoliopsida; Rosales; Cannabaceae
Exons: 10
Coding region: 1855-2469 (204 amino acids)
Biological process (GO): protein import into nucleus; RNA export from nucleus
Cellular component (GO): nuclear pore inner ring
Molecular function (GO): structural constituent of nuclear pore
Source: RefSeq, a predicted model, not a curated record
UCUGUCUCCCUCACAUCUGUCUAAAUCUACAUAUCUCAUUCUCUCCCUCACAUCUAUCUAAACCUAGCAUAAAUCUCCUUACCCAAACCCCAAAUUUUCCUGAACCUCCGAGACCUCUCUGAGAAAAAUUUCCAAACUUUCCGAGAGGAAAUUCUCCAAAUUUCCCAGAAAUUUCCCCACAGCCUCAAACUCCUAGCUCUCCCUACCUCUCACCGAAACCCCAAAAUUCUAGUCCUCUACUAAUAAUCUUUAUCCUGUGCCGUUUCGGUCUGCUUCUGAGCUCGGUGGUGGUGGUGGUGGUGGUCCCUUUGACUUGCUCCGUCGAUCGAAUCCUUCCAGUGAUGAAUUCCUGAUGAAUAGGACUGUCCUCACUGGUAGUUCUACUAACCGUCUGGUGGUUGGCCGCCACGGGAUCCGAAUCAGACCUUGGCCGCAUAUGAAUCCGACUGAGGUCAUGAAGGUGCACCAGAUUAUUGACACGGUUCAGAGGGAGCAAAGGCGUCAAUUUGGAGUCAAGAAUCCUAGAACCAUCAUUGUGGUGACUCCCACUUAUGUGAGGACGUUCCAGGCCCUUCACAUGAUCGGUAUGAUGCACUCGCUGAUGCUGGUGCCGUACGAAGUCGUUUGGAUCAUGGUGGAGGCUGGUGGAGCUAGCAAUGAGACCGAUUCGAUCCUCGCCAAGUCGGGACUCUGAACCAUUCAUGUUGGAUUUGAGCAGCGAAUGCCAAAUUCUUGGGAGGGUCGUCAUCGAUUGGAGGCUUGGAUGAGGCUUUGUGCAUUGAGGUGAGUUCAUGAUGCUAAAGAAGCUAAGCAAACAAUUACGUGGUGAGGAUUGGAAUUGGAACAACUUAAACACAUUAUGUUUGGCAAUAGGGUCUAUAUUUGGUUCGAAGAUGGAAUAAUAGUAUAGAAAAGGUGGAAAGGAUUUGGACUAAAAGCUUCUGCAGCAAUACCUACUAGGUUGUGUGUUUUGCUUUAAUGGGCAUUGGCAGCUCAUUUCAUGCUCAAGAAACUGUUGUGAGUGGGCAGAGGGAAGAAAGAAAAGAGUAUGAUGUCAGACCAUGAGAAAGCUUGCGGAGAUAAGAUUACUCGAUUGGAGGAGUCUCUGAAAAAGGAAAACUCAAGACGACAAAGCUUUUAUCAUUUCGAGGAAAACUUUGGGUUCCCUUUUGAGAAUGCCUCGGAUGAUGAUUUCCCACCUGAUGAUUAAAGCUUUGCUUUAGUGUUGGCAUCUCAGAGAAAAGGCAAAACUAACCACUCUUUCAACCUGAUUCAAGAUAUGUCCUUUAAUAUCUUCCUUAUUACACUGUCUCUAGAUAGUAAGAAAAACUUAAAUUGUCCAUAGUUAAUUUCCAUUAACAAUUCUCGAUAGUCAAUAUUGAAUAUUCAAAUGUUUUCUGCUCUACACAAACUAAUAGAGCUCAGCAAUAGAUCUUAUUAUGUAAGACCAACUUUAUGUGUAGGAAUCUUUGGCUGAACACCAUAACUACAAACCAACUAUGAUUACCGCUUUGCCUUUACAGUCUUUUCAUGUAACCGUUAUAUGCGAUAGAUGAUGAAUAUGAUGAUAAUUGCUCUAGAAAAGUUUCCCUUUCCUGUUUUGAUGUGGCUUUAAAUACAAAUAUUCUUGAUACUGUCUCUAAUGGUUCCUUGAGGUAAGGCCUUUAGUUUGAUUUGCCAAGUUUAAUAUAGUUCUACACAUCAGAGGUCAAUAUUUUAAAGACUGGUUGUUCUUUACAGGCCAGUCUGAUUUUCUUUCUUUUUAAAAAAAAUCUAUUUUAGGUGCUUAAACUGAUUAAAAAAGGUAUCGCGUUGACAUCAUACGCUGGAAAGCUGGUUGGGGUCAUCUAGGACAUGUUACUUCUGAUUCUUCAAUCCAUAGUGCUCUUUUUCGGAUUGUUUGCAAGACUUCACAAGCAUUGGAGAAACUUCAUGUUCGCCGUCUCUUUGAUGUCACAGAAAUUGAAGGAUACAUCUUCCAGCCUCCCCAUCUUUCUUCAAUCAGUUUUGUCAUCUGCAACAAAACCAAUAUCUAUAGUUGCUGUUGUUGUCUCCUUGGCCAUACAGAUUGGCGCCACUAAAGUACUGUCAAUGCUGUUGAUGACAGCAGAUUUCUUGCCACCAUAUUUUUCUGCAAGCGGCUUUUGUCUAGAUGAUAAACAGGUUGCUGAUUUGAAAUAUUCUGUAAGCUUUAUUCUACUAGAGCAAUCUGAAGAAAAUGAAGACUUUUUUGUUGUUACCGUCAAUCUUUUCACUGCUGCUGCUCGUUAUCAGCCUGCUUUUUUUAUUGCUGUAUUUGCCACCAAAGAGUUUAUGGACGUCCAACCAAGUAAUGCUGGUGAUGGGAAGCUGCCAGCAAUUGAGGUUUCCUCUGGGCCAGUAGAGUCUAAAAGUUCAAGCCUUGUAGAUGCAGUACUUUGUUAUGUUGUAAAUUCUGACAGUCAUAUCAAUAAGAAUAUUUUGUGUUGAAAGUAGUAACUUUUAACUAUGUUGAAUAUUUAAGAAUCCUUGAUUACUUAAAGAACAUUUUGCUGUUGAUGAUAGUGUUGAAUGUUUUAAACUAAUUUGUAGAUUGUUAA